Messenger RNA from Acanthoscelides obtectus, 2277 nucleotides. NCBI's taxonomy places the organism in Eukaryota, Metazoa, Arthropoda, Insecta, Coleoptera, Chrysomelidae. The record is from the annotation of a GenBank genome assembly.
AUUUUUCAUUACGAUUAUGGUUGUGUUGUGUAUUUACGACAGUCGGGUGUCUAGUGAUGUAACUUAAAUAUACGUAAACUAAAACUACAUAAUUUUUCAAAGGAAUUUUCUAAAUUUGCAAUUUAUGCUACUUUAAUAUGGCGUUAAUCUUGAGUACUAGCAAGAAAUAGGUUAUGUAAAGUGAUUUUCUUGGUUGUCAUACAGGAAUAUCAUGAAAGCAUAGUAAAAUAUGCCGGUUUUAGAAGAAGGCAAAGCUUUCAAGUCAUUACACGAGCUAGAAGAAUUCAUUAAGAAUGUCGAGAGCGACCAAUAUAUACAGCUGUAUAAGAGAGAUUCCAAAAAAAUCUCUACAAUGCUCAAAAGCUGUCCAAAGAAGUGCAAUAACGCUAAUCGUGAUCUUAUUUAUUACCUGCUCACAUAUGCUUGCUACAAAGGCGGGCAAAACUUUAAAUCCAGAGGAGAGGGAAUACGAAAAUGCAGUACAUUCAGAGACGACUGUCCCAUGCGACUCACCUUCAGAUUGUCUCCAGAUGGGCAGAAACUUGUUCUAACCAAAGUCGACAACGUACAUAACCACGAUUUGGACAAAACGAUGUUUUCUUUACUUCCGAAACAGCGACGGCUCAAUACCGACGAGAAAAAAGAGGUGUUAAGACUGAAAAAGCUCAAGUGCAGCAAAACUUUACUAAAGGACUAUAUGCAGAAUAAAACUGGCAAAAAGUUAUCGCUUAGCGAUAUCUCAAACGUUAGAAGUACAUCUACUAAGGACGAUCUUGCCGAAGUUCUAGAAUAUCUGGAAGGUCAACCAGAAUCUCACGUACAUGCUGUAACAGACGCUGAAAAUGUUCUGCAAGGAAUCUUUUUCCAAAAUCAACAAAUGGCAGACUACUUUUGUACAUAUCCCGAAUUACUUGUCAUUGAUAGCACAUUCAAGGUGACCAAAUCUAAUACCCGCUUAUACAUGUUUCUGGCAGCAGAUGGAAAUGGCGAGUGGUUAGUUGUAGGAAGUUUCAUAACGCAUAAUGAAAAUCCAGAUUUUAUUGUCUGCAUGAUUCGAGUAUUCAAGUUACAAAAUCCUUCUUGGGUGCGCACUCAAACCAUUUUUACCGAUAAAGUAUCAACAGAAAGAAAGUUAGUGUCCCAGGAGUUUCCGCACGCUAAGGUACGAUAUUGUCCCUAUAAUAUCUCGAAGGUUUUCGAGUCAGGUUUAACAAAGGGAAUCACGUAUAGUGAUCGUGAUACCGUUUUGCGCGUCUUCAAGAAACUUUCAUCCUCAAAGAAUUCUGAACAGUAUAAGAAGAAUUACGAUUCGUUAGUAGAUAUCGAUCUUCCCGCAGUAAUAAGAUAUUUCAAUGAAAACUGGCACAAUUGUCAAGAGGAAUGGGUCUUUUACCGAGAAAAAGAAGGUUUCUUAUAUGAUAUUCCCAACACGCAUCAGCUUCAUUUGUUUAUGCAGAAAAUCAGGCCCUUAUAUUCGUUGCAUAUCAAUCAUCAGGAUUUCUAUAAGGAUUUGUUAAGAUUUUUGGAAACAACUCAUAACGAAAGAAGACAAAAGGCAGUUCAAAUGAUGUAUAGAAACAAAUCCACAUCAAUAGCACCAAAUUCUGCUGAAGACCAAUACUUCAGACAACUUACACCUUUUGCAUUCAAAUUUGUCAAGAAAAGCAUAGAGGAUUCACAAAGUAUGAAGCUGGUUGAAUAUGAUAAAAUCUACUUUGUUGAUGGAACUAAAAUGACAGUUGAUGCUGAACAAUGUCAAUGUGACUUCUAUAAGCAUACGACGAUACCUUGCCAACACAUUUUUAAAUACAGGUCUAUAAAAAAUAUGGAAUUAUAUAGUGAAAACAUUGUCCCUCGUCGGUUCAAGAGGCAAUUAUAUCUGGAGAAUUAUAGAUCAAAAGAAAACACAGCUGAUAAAAAAAUUAAAGUAGAAACAUUGGAGGUCAAAGGAGUUGACGAGGUCAGUCUGGAUGGAGGGGACAAUGAUAACAUGGAGGUAACAGUGGACAACGAUGAUGAGGAUCAUCAAAUGAUUACAAGACAUCAGAAACGCACAAGGGCUUUGGCGAUAUGUCAACAGUUGGCAAACGUGAUGGCUGAAAUGGACACGCAGAGCUUUUAUCAGCGCUAUUCGAAACUAGAGAAGUUGAUUCAAACGUGGAGCUCAUCUAAAUCAGACGCAGUCGGCGACGAGGAUUUGUAACAAACAUGUUAUCGCAGAAUUUUAUUUACUACUGUUUUGUUGUUUUUUUGAAAAUAAAUGUCUGUGAAAGUAUA